This is a messenger RNA of Rhipicephalus sanguineus (brown dog tick), 1185 nucleotides long. RefSeq lists its product as uncharacterized. Gene Ontology annotation, biological process: magnesium ion transport. Gene Ontology annotation, cellular component: membrane. The record is from RefSeq and is a predicted model, not a curated record. Bases 1 to 1185 code for a protein of 394 amino acids. NCBI's taxonomy places the organism in Eukaryota, Metazoa, Arthropoda, Arachnida, Ixodida, Ixodidae. The transcript has 6 exons. Gene Ontology annotation, molecular function: magnesium ion transmembrane transporter activity.
AUGUCUCAGUUUAUCAUCAUCAGCAGCAGCAUCACCAAGAAGGCGGGCGCUAUGAUGCGCGGGGCCGGGGACGCGGUGGUGGCGUCUGUGGCAGCAGAGAGGGUCAUCUGUUGGGCUAGCGGCGCCGCAGACGACGUACAGGCGCAGUCAGGCACGUUGCUCGGCCUGGUACUCGCCUUCGCCAACGUAUUCUUCAACGCGUCCAGCUUCGUCAUCAAGAAGCAUGCCCUGCGCAGGCUCGGCGAAGACGAUGAACGAAAGUCCGAGGUCAGUCCUCACGGAGGCCUCAAGCUACGAUUCCUGCUCGACCCGGAGUGGCUAGUGGGAGCAAUUCUCGGCUUCUCCGCGGACGUGGCACAGAACUUGGCGUUGCAGUUCGCUUCCUCCACGGCAGUCGUGGCCAUCGGCAUGGCGAAUGGACUUGUCACCGCCCUCCUGACAGCCACGCUUCUUCGUCAAACGACAUCAGUGCUGGUGGUGUGCGCGUGCCUCCUGACAAUCGUGGGCACCGUGCUCAUGGUGCUCGGCGUGCCGGCUGAGAUGGAGCCCAUGACCGUCAUGGAGCUCGAACUAUACCUCGUGCAGACAGGCUUCCUGGUAUACGUGUUGCUGAUGGCCGGACUCCUGGUGUUGUGCACGGGCCUGCUUUCGCACGCUCGUGGGGGCCAGUGCAUCCUAGUGAACAUCUGUAUCAGCGCGCUCUCCUCGGUACCCUAUACGAUCGCCGUCAAGGCCAUCUUGAUGACUGUCUCCGAGGUCGGACAGCUCGUGUCCGUGCGCACCGUUGCCUGGUUCGUGGUCGUCGUCGUUUCCUUCUGCGCUCACGUCAUCUUCCUCAAUAAGGGCCUGGAACAGUUCGAUCCGGUGCGCAUCUCCCAGCUGUCCUCGUGCUUCUUGCACCUGAGCUUCACAGCCACCAUGAUGCUGCUGUCCCAGUCCUGGCAGGAGGCCACGCCCUACCACGUGUUCCUGCUGAUGCUGGGCGUGGCGGACGUGUCCUUCGCUCUGCUGGCCUUCGUCAUCUUCCAGGACGACCACCAGCGUUCGGACACGGCGGUGCGCAUAGCGCUGCGACUGCUCAUCACUGCAGGCUCUCGCAGACGCGCGCAGCCACUACCGUCGUCCCCGGUGGUGCAGCGGCCCCUCCGCAUCGUGGCCAGUAGGAGACGACACCAAAGCAGAUGA